Messenger RNA from Pelodiscus sinensis (Chinese soft-shelled turtle), 1111 nucleotides. It is a transcript of the gene IAPP, whose product is annotated as islet amyloid polypeptide. Gene Ontology annotation, cellular component: extracellular region. The record is from RefSeq and is a predicted model, not a curated record. Lineage: Eukaryota; Metazoa; Chordata; Testudines; Trionychidae. Gene Ontology annotation, molecular function: hormone activity.
GUCUCUCUGUGCUGCCUGAUGUCAGAGCUGAGAAAGGUGUGAAGGGUAUAUAAGAGCUGUAUUACUUGCCAGCAAGGAGGGGAGAAAAAAGGGAUACUGCAGAGGCAGAUGCAAGCGUGGAAUUGUUGCAUGCACCCUUCCUGCUAGUACAGACGUGUGUGGAACUUCUUCAGUUAGUUCCUUAACCUCUUCAAGAAACUUAAGAAAAGAUGUGCAACCUAAAGCUGCCAGUUGUCUUCAUUGUACUCUCUGUUACUUUAAGCUAUCUGGAGGCUACACCUAUGGAAAAACUAUUCUCUGUGGCUGAUGAUCUAUCUGAUGGGACUUCCAACAGACAAGGAUGGCUAUUACCAAUCUUGUCAAGGAAUACACCCUGGGGACUUAACAGGGCAUUGCCACAACCAGCUGCAGCAAAGCCAAAAAGUCACCACUUGGAGAAACGGAAAUGCAACACUGCUACAUGUGUGACGCAACGUUUGGCUGACUUUUUAGUUCGAUCCAGCAACAACAUCGGAGCAAUUUAUUCACCUACCAAUGUGGGAUCCAAUACAUAUGGCAAGAGGGACAGAGUUGGGCUUUUAAACAGAGAACCCUUAAAUUAUCUACAGCUUUAGUGCGUUGAAAUGAUUAAUGCUGCACUCUUCAUUGGGAGUUCCUCCCAGUUUUUAUGUAUAAAUAACCUUUUAGUCAUUUAUUACCUAUACAUUCUUAACAGUGCCUUGUUUUCUUUGUGUGUGCGUGUACGUGUAUGUGACUUUCAUGUUUAUCAUUUCACUAUGCAUGUAUGACAACAUGCGUAGGCUAUGGUUUUGAAUUCACUAAAAGCUUCAGAAAUCUGCUCAUUAAAUUCCUUUGUGAAAAAAUAAACCACAAAACUAAACUGAAAUGUAAUUGUUAUAGGGUUCUUUUUAAUUAAAAAGAUUAAAAAGGCAACCAAGAUGUGUAUGUCUUUGUAGUCAAAAUACGGUGAGGGUAAAAAUGAAACCUGUCCUAAACAACCACUCAGGGAGCUAACUAAAAUCAUGCGGUUAAUGGAGGUUGUAUCCUAUUAUAAAUGAAGCAGAAUUGUAACUUUUGGAGAUAUUAAGGAGGGUACUGCCCUUUUACUGGG